UACCCUUGACACAAAUCUCCCCACACUCCCACACACCUCAGAGGAUCCAGGCUGGUCGUUAAUAAAGCUGGGGGGACAGCAGAAUGGGACCUCGUACAACAGUUGGACCAUCCAAACAGGAGAAGGUUGUGAACAAGCGUCACCAUGGCAGCCGGAAUGAUGAGUAUUACACUGAGUCUACUGUACUCAGCAGCCCAAAGUCAGUGUUGAAGAGGCAGGUAAGUCCAGAGGAGUUGCAGACACCUGGAGGGAGGUACAUAAAGAGGACAUUCACUAUUGUUGGUGAUGAUGUUGGUUGGGGUUUUGUUGUAAGGGGCAGCAGUCCAUGUCACAUUCAAGGGGUUGAUCCCAGUGGCCCAGCUGCUGCUGUAGGAAUGAAGGUGUGUCAGCUGGUAGUGUGUGUAAAUGGAGUAAACGUUUUGGAGAUGGAUUAUCGAAAAGUCAGCAAUCUCAUCCUAACUGGACCUCGCACUGUUGUUAUGGAUGUCAUGGAGCCGGUCGACUGCUGAGAAUUCAAAUAAAAUAGCUACAGUGGGGCCAAAAAGUAUUUAGUCAGCCACUGAUUGUGCAGGUUCUCCUACUUAGAAAGAUGAGAGAGGUCUGUAAUUUUCAUCAUAGGUACACUUCAACUAUGAGAGACACAAUGAGAAAAAAAAAUCCAGAAAAUGACAUUGUAGGAUUUUUAAAGAAUUUAUUUGUAAAUUAUGGUGAAAAAUAAGUAUUUGGUCAAUAACAAAAGUUCAACUCAAUACUUUGUAACAUAACCUUUGUUGGCAAUGACAGAGGUCAAACGUUUCCUGUAAGUCUUCACCAGGUUUGCACACACUGUAGCUGGUAUUUUGGCCCAUUACUCCAUGCAGAUCUCCUCUAGAGCAGUGAUGUUUUGGGGCUGUCGCUGGACUCAUGGGCAACAUGGACUCCACAAAUUUUCUAUGGGGUUGAGGUCUGGAGACUGGCUAGGCCAGGACCUUGAAAUGCUUUUUACGGAGCCACUCCUUCGUUGCCCGAGCGGUGUGUUUGGGAUCAUUGUCAUGCUGGAAGACCCAGCCACGUUCCAUCUUCAAUGCUCUCACUGAUGGAAGGAGGUUUUGGCUUAAAAUCUCACGAUACAUGGCCCCGUUCAUUCUUCCCUUAACACGGAUCAGUCGUCCUGUCCCCUUUGCAGAAAAACAGCCCCAAAGCAUGAUGUUUCCACCCCCAUGCUUCACAGUAGGUAUGGUGUUUACUCAGCAUUCUUAUUCCUUCAAACACGACGAAUUGAGUUUUUACCAAAAAGUUCCAUUUUGGUUUCAUCUGACCACAUGAUAUUCUCCCAAUUCUCUUCUGGAUCAUCCAUAUGCUCUCUGGCAAACUUCAGAUGGGCCUGGACAUGUACUGGCUUAAGCAGGGGGACACGCCUGGCACUGCAGGAUUUGAGUCCCUCUCGGCAAAGUGUGUUACUGAUGGUAGCCUUUGUUACUUUGGUCCCAGCUCUCUGCAGGUCAUUCAUCAGGUCCCUCCGUGUAGUUCUGGGAUUUUUUGCUCACCGUUCUCAUGAUAAUUUUGACCCCACGGGAUCGAGGGAGAUUAUCAAUGGUCUUGUAUGUCUUCCAUUUUCUUACAAUUGCUCCCACAGUUGAUUUAUUCACACCAACCUGCUUGCCUAUUGUAGAUUCACUCUUCCCAGCCUGGUGCAGGUCUACAAUUUUCUUCCUGGUGUCCUUCGACAGCUCUUUGGUCUUGGCCAUGGUUGACUGUUUGAGGCUGUGGACAGGUGUCUUUUAUACAGAUAACGAUGUCAAACCGGUGCCAUUAAUACAGGUAACGAGUGGAGGACAGAAGAGCUUCUUAAAGAAGAAGUUACAGGUCUGUGAGAGCCAGAAAUCUUGCUUUUUUGUUAUUGACCAAAUACUUAUUUUCCACCAUAAUUUACAAAUAAA
Molecule: messenger RNA, 1919 nt
Organism: Trichomycterus rosablanca
Lineage: Eukaryota; Metazoa; Chordata; Actinopteri; Siluriformes; Trichomycteridae
Product: DEP domain-containing mTOR-interacting protein-like
Exons: 5
Coding region: 84-509 (141 amino acids)
Biological process (GO): negative regulation of TORC2 signaling; negative regulation of TORC1 signaling; negative regulation of protein kinase activity
Molecular function (GO): protein binding
Source: RefSeq, a predicted model, not a curated record